Molecule: messenger RNA, 825 nt
Organism: Myxocyprinus asiaticus (Chinese sucker)
Lineage: Eukaryota; Metazoa; Chordata; Actinopteri; Cypriniformes; Catostomidae
Product: cellular retinoic acid-binding protein 1-like
Exons: 4
Coding region: 118-534 (138 amino acids)
Biological process (GO): fatty acid transport
Cellular component (GO): cytosol; nucleus
Molecular function (GO): fatty acid binding
Source: RefSeq, a predicted model, not a curated record
CAAGACAGUGAGGCAACAUACAAUCACAAAGAGAGGAGAGAGAUAGAGUAAUAAAGGAGAACAAGUGUAGCGAGGGACCAGAGAAAAGAAAGAGAGCAGGACAAUCCGAAGAUCAAGAUGCCACCCAACUUUGCCGGCACCUGGAAAAUGAAGAGCAGCGAGAAUUUUGAUGAACUUCUGAAAGCUCUUGGUGUGAACGCCAUGCUCCGGAAAGUGGCCGGUGCUGCUGCAGCCAAACCCCACGUGGAGAUCCGACAGGAUGGAGAGCAGUUCUACAUCAAGACCUCCACCUCUGUUCGCACCACUGAAAUUAACUUCCGUGUUGGAGAGGAGUUCAACGAGGAGACGGUGGAUGGCAGGAAAUGUAAGAGUUUUCCCACGUGGGAGACAGAGAAUAAAAUCUACUGCAAACAGACACUGGUGGGUGGGGACGGACCCAUUACAUACUGGAGCAGAGAGCUGCGUGGAGACGAACUUAUCUUGAUCUUUGGGGCCGACGACGUGGUUUGCACACGGAUUUACGUACGGGAAUGAGGUGGAUUGUCAACAGAGACAGCAACCAAACCAUGAAUAACGCAACCAGUCAGCCCUGCAUCCCAAGAUGUGUCCAAAACAAACCCCAAACCCUUCAUGCAUGUCAAGCGGUGAACGUGCAUCCGUGCAGUGCAUUGUGGAAUUUCAGUUCACAACUGUGACCUCCAUGUUCCUCCAGUUUAACUUUAAUUGUCACUCUUUCCUUCUCUCUAACUCUCUUUGUCCUUUUGUUUUCACAGAUAUGUGUAUUGCAAACAAAAACAGGAACCGAAAUAAAAAAGGAACCAAACA